Lasiosphaeria miniovina is the source of this 861-nucleotide messenger RNA. RefSeq lists its product as uncharacterized. Gene Ontology annotation, cellular component: cytosolic small ribosomal subunit. Gene Ontology annotation, molecular function: structural constituent of ribosome; rRNA binding. The record is from RefSeq and is a predicted model, not a curated record. The transcript is spliced from 3 exons. Lineage: Eukaryota; Fungi; Ascomycota; Sordariomycetes; Sordariales; Lasiosphaeriaceae. Gene Ontology annotation, biological process: ribosomal small subunit biogenesis; translation. The coding region runs from base 123 to 695 and encodes 190 amino acids.
CGCACGGACCACCACAAACCCUCUUGUGGCCCUCAAUUUUCCACUCCCUCCAAAAGAUCUAGAUCUCCGAAUUUCUUGUUUCCCCUCGACGAACUUUUGAGAAAGCCUCCAACGACGACAAGAUGGCGCCCCUUUCUUACUCGAAGACCGCUAAGGUCCCGCGUCGUCCCUUCGAGGCCGCUCGAUUGGACUCCGAGUUGAAGCUCGUCGGCGAGUAUGGUCUCCGGAACAAGCGUGAGGUUUGGCGCGUCCUCCUUACUCUGUCCAAGAUCCGUCGUGCAGCCCGUCAGCUUCUCACCCUCGAGGAGAAGGACCCCAAGCGUCUCUUCGAAGGCAAUGCCCUCAUUCGCCGCCUGGUCCGCGUUGGUGUCUUGGACGAGUCCCGCAUGAAGCUCGAUUACGUCCUGGCCCUGAAGGCUGAGGAUUUCUUGGAGCGCCGCCUCCAGACCUGCGUCUACAAGCUCGGCCUCGCCAAGUCCAUCCACCACGCUCGUGUACUGAUCCGCCAGCGCCACAUUCGCGUCGGCAAGCAGAUCGUGAACGUCCCGUCGUUCGUUGUCCGUCUCGACUCCCAGAAGCACAUCGACUUUGCUCUCAGCUCGCCCUUUGGUGGUGGCCGCCCCGGCCGUGUGCGGAGAAAGAAGGCCAAGGCCGCCGAGAAGGGCGACGAUGCCGAGGAGGAGGAUGAGGAGUAGAUUCAACGAACUCACCAUCAGGGAACGGCUAUGAAAUGGUCUACGAAAACGGUUUCGGCGGGUUUAUUUGGUCUUCGCCUCUGCCCUUACGGUGUUUGUAGUCAGGCAUGAUAUCCAUCAAAUAAAGGCACAGACGUGUCUGAAAAGUCAAGGCCUUCCGACUCCG